This is a messenger RNA of Hemicordylus capensis (graceful crag lizard), 4235 nucleotides long. RefSeq names its product aldehyde dehydrogenase 4 family member A1 (gene ALDH4A1). The transcript has 15 exons. Gene Ontology annotation, molecular function: L-glutamate gamma-semialdehyde dehydrogenase (NAD+) activity. The record is from RefSeq and is a predicted model, not a curated record. Lineage: Eukaryota; Metazoa; Chordata; Lepidosauria; Squamata; Cordylidae. Bases 30 to 1925 code for a protein of 631 amino acids.
CUCUGGAGGAUGUGGGGAGGGUCGCCUCGAUGAUGUUCCCGAGCGACCCGCCUCUGCAGCCCCACUCUCUUCCCCGGGGGGACGCCAUCCCCCUGCAGUCAAGGGAGCUCCUUUGCAUUCCUGCAAACAGCUCCCCCCUCUCGGUGCAUGAGAAUGGUCCAGUCCACAUUCGCGGGGGCGCCAGGCACGCGCUCUGCAGCUGCUCCCGGGCUCAGUUUCCCUCUUGCAACUCCUGUUUUGCAGAGCAGACCAUGUUGCUGCUGCCUCGCUUGCAGAGAGCCUUGCCCAGGGUGGGGCUGCGAUGGCAGCACCGGGCCGCCAUCGAGGUGGCCAACGAGCCCGUCUUGGAGUUCAAGGCUGGCAGUCCCGAGCGAGCCGCUCUCCAGAAGGCUCUGAACGACCUGAAGGGCAAGACCGAAGCUAUCCCGUGUGUCGUUGGGGGCGAGGAGGUGUGGACGGCUGAUGUGCAGUAUCAAGUGUCGCCUUUUAACCAUUCUCACAAAGUGGCCAAAUACUGUUAUGCUGAUAAGGACUUGCUGAACAAGGCCAUCAACGCGGCCAUGGCCGCCCGGACGGAGUGGGAUUUACGCCCCGUCCAGGACCGUGCGGAGAUCUUUUUCAAAGCGGCAGACUUGCUGAGCGGGCCCCGGAGAGCAGAAAUCUUGGCCAAGACCAUGAUUGGACAGGCAAAAACGGUCAUCCAGGCAGAGAUCGACGCGGCCGCGGAGCUGAUCGACUUCUUCCGGUUCAACGCCAAAUACGCCGUGGGGUUGGAGGACCAGCAGCCUCUCAGCGUGCCUCCCAGCACCAACAGCAUGGUUUAUCGGGGGCUAGAGGGUUUCGUCGCUGCCGUCUCCCCCUUCAACUUCACCGCCAUCGGAGGCAACCUGGCGGGAGCUCCGGCUUUGAUGGGGAACGUGGUUCUCUGGAAACCCAGCGACACAGCACUCCUGUCCAGUUACGCCGUCUACAAGAUCCUCCUGGAAGCCGGGCUGCCUCCCAACGUCGUUCAGUUUGUUCCGGCCAGCGGGCCCGUUUUUGGAGACACGGUGACGGCCUCAGAGCACUUCUGCGGACUGAAUUUCACCGGGAGUGUGCCGACCUUCAAACGCCUCUGGAAGCAGGUCUCUGAAAACCUCGAUCGGUACCGCACCUUCCCGCGGAUGGCUGGAGAGUGCGGCGGGAAGAACUUCCACUUCGUCCACGCCUCGGCCGACGUGCCCAGCGUGGUGAGCGGGACGCUGCGCUCGGCCUUCGAGUUCGGGGGCCAGAAGUGCUCCGCCUGCUCCCGCCUCUACGCCCCCGACGCGCUGUGGCCCCGCAUCAAAGCCGGCCUGCUGGAGGAGCUCCGGAAGAUCAAAGUGGGCGACCCGGUGGAGGAUUUUGAGACGUUCUUUUCUGCAGUGAUCGACGACAAGUCUUUCGGGCGCAUCAAGAAGUGGAUCAAACACGCGGAGACGUCGCCGAACCUCAGCAUCCUUGCUGGGGGGAAGUGUGAUGAUAAGACGGGCUAUUUUGUCCAACCCUGCAUCAUAGAGACGAAAGACCCCAAAGAUCCCAUCAUGCAAGAGGAGAUUUUUGGCCCGGUCCUGACGGUGUAUGUCUACCCGGAGAAGCAGUACAAAGACAUCCUCCAACUGAUAGACCACACUUCCCCGUACGGGCUCACGGGGGCAGUGUUCGCCCAGGAUAAAGCGGUCAUUGCCGAGGCGACCCAGGUGCUCAGGAAUGCGGCGGGCAAUUUCUACAUCAACGAUAAGUCCACCGGCUCGGUCGUGGCCCAGCAGCCGUUCGGCGGUUCCCGGGCCUCGGGAACCAACGACAAACCCGGGAGUCCACACUACAUCUUACGCUGGACGUCUCCUCAGGCGAUCAAAGAGACCCACGUGCCCUUGGGGGACUGGAAAUACCCCUACAUGCAGUGAAGCAACUCAGCAGUGCCUUUGACGUUGGGGCCGUGGCUGUACUACUGACGCACAAACUCGCCACUCUCCAGAGCAAUGUCUCGCAAUGCACUCAAGUAUUUAGGAAUUGGUUUUCUUCCCCGCAGUGGGAACUAGGAUCCCGUUUUCCCCAUUUUGCAGGUGGAGUCGGGUGAGUGGGUUGUCUGAACUAAUUGUAAUGUUUGCCUUGGAUUUUUUUUUUUUAAACAACCCCAAUAACAAUUUUCCAUCUUGCCCGCCUGCCAGAUUUUUAUACCGUCCGUCAAAGAAGCUCCAAUGACGUUCAUGGACCUGCCUUCCUAAAACAUCACACCCUUCUUUUUCCCAUCCCAAAUAGCACCCUCCCACUUGGAGGGGAAACAUUAAUUUCUCUGUCCGCCACAUGCAGCAAAGUUUGGUUCCUAGAGAGGCAUCUUCUUGCUGUGCAAGCCGGAACUGACUCGGCCAUCUUGGAGUAGAGAAAACGGAUCGUGAGCGCAAAGAACCGCAGGAGACUCAAAAGCAUUUCAAGCAGGACCUGGGUCAACGUGUAACUACAAAAUGCAUGUUCUCCUGACCCUCCUCUUCUGAGCCCUGGGGAAUUGUGGGUAGGAUAGUUUUCGAAUCCCUGCUCUUUCCCUAUUGGCCAAUGUAGGACCCGCCUUUCCGAUGCUGGACAACGGAGGUCUCGUUUUUAAAGAUGCAUCCACUGCAGAUUUGAACGUUCAGGAAGGAGCAGGUGAGGUUUUAAAGAACAUCUCUCGGAGGGACAGGAACUGACAGAGAGAGACACAAAAACCAGGAAAAAGGCAUGUAGUGGAAAUGCAAAACCAAGCAAUUGAGCCAAGAUCUGUUAGCCACUAACUUGCAGCUUAGAGAAGAGAGAUCUUUACAUGCUCAUAGGGUCUGAUAGAGGCAUAUAACGCAUAACAGGGUGUUAAUUCCUACGGGAAGAGAUGGUAAGAGGAGAUCUUCAGAGCAGAGAGAGAGAGAGAGAGACUGUGGCGUGUCGUAGCCCAUGUGAGAAAGAUUGAGCCUGUUUGGGUCCAGUGUCCAAAGCGUUUGCUCUCUCCGGUCCCAUGCUCAUGAACGUCAGAGGCAAAAAUGAUCUUGGGUCCUGGCUGCUAGUGGGGAGAUUGUGCCCUUGAAAGUGUUACUGUACAGAAAAGAAGAAAAAAUAUAUAUAGAGAAAAUUAUCACAUCAAGGAGAAGGGCUGAAGCGAAGCCUUCUCUGUGAUAGGUUAGAUUUCCGCAGCCUGGAAUUUCUUCAAGGGGGAAGUGUUUUGCAUUCAGUGGGGCUCCACCUUUGCUCUGAAGCGCUCAGACUCUUAAAAUGUAAUAGGUUUCUUAUUAAAUUUAAUAGGAAACCUAUUAAUUUAGUAGAACAGAUUAACUGGUAAUGUGUUCUCCUGGUAAAUUAAUGGGUUUCCUAUUCAAUCAGCGUCAGCUGUUUACAGAGUUCUUCACUCAUGGAGUAGCUUCUGUGGGUCCACCAGCUGUUCCCCCCUGAAGGUGUCCUUGAGAAGACACCCCCUCCCCAAGAAUCACUUUCAUUCAUAUAUAUCGACAGCCUGCCCCCGCGAUCUGAAUGCUGCUAUAUCUUUGCCAAAUGUUCUUGAAUACUACUGCUUUUGUUACGAAUUUUUGGGACAGAAAGGGGUCUCACCUGGCUGCCCCAUAACUGUGGGUCAAAUGAGGUGUGCAAGCUCUGUGUUUGGAACUCCCACACCUGCAGGGAGAGGUGGGGAUGGAUCGGGGCUGCAGAGGGAGGGGUGCCUAACUGAUUUCCCCCCUGUGCUGUGGUUCCAAUCAACACCCUCCCCACACACACAUUUGCCGUAGACAGGAGAACAAAACAAAUUUUCACCCCUUGCGGCUAAUAGCAGGGGGCAAUUUAAGUUGGGGAAUUAGAUGGGGGCGAAUGGAUAAGACCUCUCCUCCUUUUCCCCAGCCCCCUUUCAAAUGGCCCGACUCCCACAGUUUCUUGGUUGCUUUCAGUUUGGCCCUGGGGGUUAAACCAAAAGUCUCAACACUGAAUUUAUUCCAAGUGCGAAUGGGUGGCUGGGAACUUUCCCCCUUGGCUUCUUCGUGAUCCCCCAGCUCCACAAGAGGGCACCGUGGCCUGGACACGGGAUAAACGUGGACUUGAUCUCUGCAAUGCCGGGUUUUGUUGACGUGGACUCCAGAUGUUGCUAUUUGGCCGCCUUACUAGGAGGAUGUUGGAUGGCUAGACAGAGGGGGAUACUGUUGUAGUGGGCAGGAAUUGCAGCUUGUUAGAUGAUGAUUGCUAAUAAAAGAGUCUUUUUAAAAUCC